This is a messenger RNA of Desarmillaria tabescens, 1616 nucleotides long. RefSeq lists its product as uncharacterized. The transcript has 3 exons. The coding region runs from base 229 to 1569 and encodes 446 amino acids. The record is from RefSeq and is a predicted model, not a curated record. Lineage: Eukaryota; Fungi; Basidiomycota; Agaricomycetes; Agaricales; Physalacriaceae.
CCUCCAUCUCCCAGAGAAACAACGUUAAAAGAACGCGCAUCAAGUCAUUAGCCGGUGACCGUGUCUCGACCCCGCUUCCAUCAAAAUGUUUACCAUCAUUUGCAUUUCACGGUACCGCUGUUCGUUUCCCCAAUGCAACCUUACGUGAUGAUGUUUUUUCACUUGUAUCCACAUUGAAGAUUUCUCGCUCCUAGGUUUUACUAAACUACGAAACUCUCAAAUAUCUGGAUGGCGUACACCACCAUCAAGAAAAUAGCCAAAGAGGGCUCGUUACCAGCAUUAGAGCGUCUCGUGUCCAUCGUUGAAGACGACGAAAACACCUUUCCCCAAAUUUUCUCCGUUUUUCGAUAUCGUCUUCGUAAUACCAGCGUUCCUAAUUCGUGGCUUGAUCCGGAUCAGCCUCAUCAGUCUAUCAUCGUCGCCAGAUCUUGCCUCAAAGCCAUUGCACUCGGGUUCCAGAUCAAAAACAAAACUCCGCUGCGGCCUGAUCUAAUUCCUCAGAUCUCUGAGGUCCUGCCUAAUGUCCUUUCGUGGUUCAUGUACUUCAUGAAAUUCUACCUUCUCGACAAAGCGGACGCGCUACCCGAGUUCGACUCUGCAGAGGAUGAGCUCACGUUCAACACGAUGAGACUCAUUGCCGACCUCUCUGAAAUACCCUCAUUCGUUCAGAUAUUGGGCCACUUUCCAGAUUUCAUGCGUGUCAUCACGGAAGUCUGGAUUCUCACCUCUGCAAACGACCUGAACAUGGCCCAAGCUACGGGACGCGCCGUCCAGAAUAUGACAUUCGAUACCAACGAGCCCUGGCUCAAUGAUUUUGAUCAAGUCCUUCGUACGACAUCCAUCAGCGUGGCUAAUCCCUGCCUCGGACGUCUCAUCCUCCAAAUACACUCCCGAGAACCGGAUUACUACGUGCUCAAGCGCUGCAUGAUGACCAUGUUCAAUUUUUCCGCCAAUUCUCCGCCUGUCAAGCGGGCCUUUCUGGCUGCCGACGGUGUCAGGUGGACUUGUCAACUUCUACGACGUCUAUCGUCUCGGAAGCUCGUGCUAUCGAUGACGAUGGAUGACUUUGAGACGUCAAAAGGCAUCAUCUCGCUUUGUGCGUCCUAUCUCUCCGGAGCGUUCACGGAUCAAUUCACAUGGGUAGCAGAGGCUCUUCAGGACCAUCUGCUCUUAUCCAUCAUGAAAUGUCAACCGUACUUUAUGCUCGCGGGAGGAGGACAUACGCCUGAUCGCACGACAGGUAACACGCUCAAUGAUGUACUGGUACAUCUCUUGAACGAGGUCAACUGUCAUUCUAUUAUUCGGGCAGUUCUACGGCAGGCCACUAGAGCUGUAACAGAGGUCGAAUGGCACCCGUUGUCGAUAGAGAAGGGUAUUGAGAAGGGCGCGCCCAGGCUCUGGGAAGCGUGGACAAGGUUGAAGAAGGUCAUAGCGACUCGUAUGGAAAUGAGGAAACAUUAUCUUUGGCGAGACAAAGCGGAGUGCAUGAAUGCGGAGUGUACUCUGCCUCCGCAAGUAACCCCUGAAGCUACGCUUCCUCCACUCAAGAGGUGCGCAGGCUGUUACUAAACAUUUUACUGUUCCAGGCUCUGCCAGAAGGACGCAUGGAACAACGA